AUGAUGGGGUCGUUUAUUGAUCUGUCUACCCUGCAGACAGAAGGACUGAACCCUCGAACUACAAAUAUAGACCAGGUCUCAACUGUUGAGCUAUGUCGUUUGAUCAAUGAUGAAGACGUCACAGUUCCAGGAGCAGUUGGUCUUCACAUACCCAGAAUAGCUGCAGUAAUCGAUGCAUUGGCACCUCGUGUAUCCCGCGGUGGACGGGUUGUAUAUGUUGGUGCUGGUACCAGUGGGAGACUUGGGGUACUCGAUGCAUCAGAAAUACCACCCACAUUCUCAGCUCCUUUUGAACAGUUUGUUGCUCUUAUGGCUGGUGGGGAUGCGGCAAUGCGGAAAGCCCAAGAAGGUGCAGAAGAUGACAGCAAUGGUGGUAAACAAGACUUGGAGGUGUUAAAUCUUGACCCUGAGCUUGACUCGUUGAUCGGAAUCGCUGCAUCUGGCCGCACCCCUUACGUGCUAUCUUGCUUGGAGUAUGCGAAGCGGCUAGGAUGCAUUACCAUUGGAAUUGCAUGUUCAAAUCCUUCAACUAUGAGUACUUCCGGACUAGUUGACUAUAUGAUUAGCCCAGUUACUGGUCCUGAGGUUGUUACAGGGAGUACAAGGAUGAAAGCCGGCACAGCUACAAAGCUUUGUAAUGGUAGUGUCAAGCUUGCCCUCGCUACUCUUGCGCUGGGCUCAUCUCCCGAGUAUGCAAGAAACAAGCUGGAACUUUCAGGUGGUAAACUCUCUGCCAUUAUGACAGCUGAUACAAAAUCAGGAGCUGACAGACGCGGCAUUAAACGUGUAAAUGCUACACAAUCUACUGUCAUAUCAGAGAAGUUAGUCCUAUAUGUAGACGGUGGGGGGACAAAAUGCCGUGCAAUAGUUAUUAACUCGCUAUCACAGUUGGGUGAAGGUGAGGCAGGGCCUUGCAACGUGUCUGAUACAUCCCUAGAUUCUGCAAUAUCUGCGAUUAAACUCGCUGGGGACAGAGCUCUUGAUAAUUUAUCAUUACUGUUACCCACUGAGCGCCGGAUUCUGAGCCUCAAGAAUGUCGAGUUCACAGCAAUUUGGAUCGGAGUUGCUGGGUAUGAUAGGCCCCAAAUGAAGUCUCUGCUUGACCCUGCCCUAUCAUCCAUAUUUCGGCUUGCCAGGGAUGGGGUCCUUACAUUAUCAAAUGAUAUCCAUGUGUUGGCUUCAGCAGUUCCGUUUGAUACCAGGCCAUCGAUCAGCCAUUCUUCUGUCAAUAUUGUCCUUAUCGCCGGAACUGGGAGCGUUGCAGUAAGAUACUGUCACGACAGAUCUACCGGAGAGGUAGUUCCGGAUGGAAGAUCUGGCGGAUGGGGCCAUUUAUUAGGUGACGACGGAUCCGGGUUUGAUUUGGGUCGAUCUGCCAUACGAUCUACACUCUUCGCCCUGGACAUUUUGCGACAUUCUCCGAACGACCAGCUUUCCCCGGGAGGCGCUUAUAAAAUGUUGAGCCCACUUUCACAAAAAGUUCUGGAUCAUUUUGGUAUUUCACGAGAAACCAAUAAUUAUGACUUGCUCAGUGCCAUUUUGACUAAUGCCGGCUCGGAGGGUCCAAACCUCUGCCCCAAAAACAAGAUUGCUAGCGUUGCAAGGCUAGUAUUGGAUGUAUUUAAUCCUCAACAACGGGAUCAGCCAUCAGCCGAUCCCUCCGUGAGAGGCGGCGAAGCACAUGAAAUAAUUAGGCAAGGGAUUAGUGGCCUGGUUCGUACCUUAAAGGCCCUCCUACCACGGCCCGCUAAUUCUGGAGGUUGCAAUUUAAUAUUAGGUGGCGGGCUAUUAGCAGGAAAAAACGAUGCGUACCGCUCUGAAUUGAUAUCCGAACUAGAAAAGGAAGAUAUCAUUCCACGGAUUGUCUUGUCAACUACCAUUGUCCAAGACCCUUGCAGUCUUGGGGCAAGGAUAUUGGAAUCAACAUAUCUGAAGACGCAUGUAUCAUAG
Messenger RNA from Microsporum canis CBS 113480, 1950 nucleotides. RefSeq names its product N-acetylmuramic acid-6-phosphate etherase. The transcript is spliced from 4 exons. The record is from RefSeq and is a predicted model, not a curated record. Gene Ontology annotation, biological process: amino sugar catabolic process; glucose homeostasis; negative regulation of glucokinase activity. Gene Ontology annotation, molecular function: carbohydrate binding; fructose-6-phosphate binding; enzyme inhibitor activity. NCBI's taxonomy places the organism in Eukaryota, Fungi, Ascomycota, Eurotiomycetes, Onygenales, Arthrodermataceae. Bases 1 to 1950 code for a protein of 649 amino acids. Gene Ontology annotation, cellular component: nucleoplasm; mitochondrion; cytosol.